AUGUCUGGACGAGGGACUCCCACCGGGAGCCAACGAGGCUCCAGAGGCCGACGCAGCGCUGAUGGUGAAAACGAUGACGAGUAUGAACAGCCUGAUUUACCUGCGACGGCCAAGGGCAAGACCAAAGGUCAGGACCCGCUCAAUCGACCUCGUGGCAACUUACCGCCCCCUCCAGAGUUCAGCGGCGAGUUGGACGACCCAACGGUGUUCAAGUGCUACAAGGCUUUGGUCGACAACUGGGUGUUCAUUGCCGAAAACAUCAUCGGUCCAGAAGAAAUUGGACCCCGCUUGUUCGGGGCGCUCAAGGAUAAGGCUUUCGAAUACGUCGAGGACGACGCGCCCUCGACGUUUGCAGUACCGAAUGGUGUGGAGCUCCUUCUUCAGAAGUUGGCAUUAUUCGAUCAACUCCCGUCGGUGAAGAUCGGAUCAGCGAUGGACGAUUUUUUCAUAUGGAUCAUAUCAAAGCAGGCAGUUCUGCAGGCCAAAGCUGUUGAGCUCGACAUUCCCGACCCGAUCAUCAUUCGGCAGUUCAUGAAGAGCUCUCAGCUGGACGCGAAGACACAAGCUACUCUACUGAUGGCGGCCGGUUCGACCUUCAAGUGGAAACCGCUGAAGGAGCAGGCCGCGACGCUUUUCCCUCUGCCGCUCGUUCCUCGCAACAAGUACCAGGGUGAUCGCAAGUGGAGACCGCAGCUCAACAGUGUCAACAUGGCGAACAACGACGGACAGCACGACGAGGUUUGGCACGAUGAGGAGCAGCGGUGCGAAGACGACGAUCAGCCAUAA
Messenger RNA from Prorocentrum cordatum, 786 nucleotides. The record is from the annotation of a GenBank genome assembly. NCBI's taxonomy places the organism in Eukaryota, Dinophyceae, Prorocentrales, Prorocentraceae.